Molecule: messenger RNA, 1665 nt
Organism: Cyphomyrmex costatus
Lineage: Eukaryota; Metazoa; Arthropoda; Insecta; Hymenoptera; Formicidae
Exons: 6
Coding region: 174-1268 (364 amino acids)
Biological process (GO): regulation of translational initiation
Cellular component (GO): cytosol
Molecular function (GO): translation activator activity
Source: RefSeq, a predicted model, not a curated record
UUGCCGAUCGAAGAGGAGAAGACGAGGAGACGAGGAGAAACAAGUUGUUGAAUCAGAUCGUAUCCUUGCAUACUGUAUUUCUCAAUAAAGUUUUUGAAUCACGUUACAUUUCAGUCAUUGGGAAUCUAUUGACAUAUAUCUUUUGUGUCAAGCAGGCUUUGUUAAGUUCAAGGAUGACUUCAUUCGGUCGCGGUCGGGGAUGGUCCAGUCAAAACCAGAGUCAGGACAAGGAUCAGGGGCUACGUAGACCAGGAGGAAGCACGUCCAGUAAUAACAAGGUGCUGAAGGAUAUAAUAGAAAAGAUAACUUUAUACAAUGAGAAUGAGGACAGUUUAAUCGAGGAUAUCAUGAAGCUGUUGAUUAUUGUAAUCAAAGAGGAUAAUCUGAGAUCUGUAUGCGACUCUCUUUGGAAGCAGGCUAUAUACCACUCCUUGACCACAAAAAUAGCAAUAAUAUUCAGCAGUGUCCCGAUUAUUCGAUUAGAAGAUAAUAAUGAAAAUUCUAUACGAAGCCUCUUCUUGCGUUUCCUUCAGGAUAAUUAUAUAUCUAAACAAAAAGAUAGAGCAGAGGAUCAAAGAGCAUUUGCCAAUAAAGCUUUACUUCAUGCAGAUGUUUACUAUCACAUGAAAUUGUCCAAUGGAAAUAGAUUGAAAGUAUUGGCUGAACCCUUAAUUCAAUAUAUGGAAGAUCUGCUGCAAGAUAAUCCUAAGGAUAAUAUUUAUUUCGUCAUGAAACAGAUACUUAGAUCUGGUAAAGAUCUUUAUGCAGUAUGCCCAAAUGGAUUAGAGAAUUUAAUAAUGACAAUCAGGCAAUUGAUAAUAGAUGAAAACUUCCCGAAGCUCAGUCCCGAAAACUAUGCGGCAUUAUUACUAAUCGUAGAGUUAGCCAAUAACGACUAUGAAAUUAAAGACACACGGUUAAUAAAUUUUUAUUUCUCAAAUAUCAAGUCUCUCUCUUUUGAGUCUCCAUCUUCUCAAAAACAAUUAAAAAUGAUCGUAACGACAAAGACUGAAAAUGAUAAUCAAUUGUGGGAAGUUGAGAAUAAUCAACAAAUUGUAAAAGAAGAAGUAAAAAAUGAUGUUCCUGAACAUGGCAAUUAUGCAAAAAAUACUAACGUCCCAAGAGCGAUACGCGGCUCAGGUGCACUGGAUAAGCCAAAAAAAGGAACUGAUAUUAAUGCAAAAUCAAAUUCAUUGAAGACAACUCUACCGAGAGAAAGAAACAAGGCUUGGGGUCACGAUGAUAGAUUUCAUGAACAUUAUGAAUAAAUAUUUAUCUUGUAUAAGGCAUUUCUAUGCAGUAAUGGCAGUUAUAAAACUUUUUUUAUAUUGUAAUUGGCACAGAAAAUAAAUAUAGUUAUGGAAAAAGAUUUAUAGAAUGAUCAUGGAUGUACGUAUACACGACAUACAUAUAUAUUAUCAUGAUUGAAAUCAAAACACAAGAAAAACGUACUAGGUUUUUUUCUUCAACAGAUAAGAAAGCAGUUCUAUUUUGUAUUAUUUUAGUGUCAAAAAAUUACUGACAUGCUGUAAUGGGCUAUUAUUAUGUACUUUUUUAUCCUCUAUUCAGAAAACUGUUUCCGAAAUGUGUUUUAUGUGAGAUUAUUUUUAUGAAGACAUCACACGCGCGCGCGCACACACACACACACACACACACAUUUACAAC